AAAUCAUAUUCAUAUAAUCAUCAUCACCAAAAGCAUAAUAAUCUAUACUAUAAUCAUCUUUGUCCACCCAAACCCAGAAAAAAUCAACACCAACAUUUUUAUUUUCACACACAUAAACAAAAAAACCAACUUUUUCUUCAACCAAACAGUUACACAACCUUCUUUGUUUCACACAUGUAACAUAACAUGACUUAACUUCAUUGUUUCUUUUUCUGUCUUAAACAAAAACAACCCUUUAACUUCAAUGGCUGAAUCAACCAAACAUGUUACACACUUAAACAUCAAAAGCUUCUCUUCUGUUCUCAAAACCAGAAAAACAAUCGCUUUUACUUAUGCUUUUAUGCUUGCUUUUGUUUCUUUAACUGUUUUCUUAGCUUUUUCUCCUUCUUCUAAUGCUUCUUCUCCUUGGUUUACUAACAUAUUCACUACAAAAACUUCCACUUUUGAUUCUUCUAUUUUCUCAUUCUUUUUCCACAACACAACCACUUCAUCUUCCACUUUUAGCAACACUUUUGGUAACACUUCUAGAUCUAAUAGUAACACUUUUCAAUCUUCUAAAUCAAAUACAACAACUUUCAAAGCAACCCAUGUUGGAAACAAAACUCAAAACUCUCUCAAUACAUCUAAAGAUGCUGUUUCAACCACCAACCAAACCUCUUCUCAUGUUUCUGAUGAAUUUAAGCAUCAGAAGAAGAUGAAUCAAACUGCAAGUAUGAAAGAUGAGAUUCAUAUGAUGGAGUCUUUGAUGAAGUGUGAUUUUUUUGAUGGGAAAUGGAUUAAAGAUGAAUCUUAUCCUCUCUAUAAACCUGGUUCUUGCAAUUUGAUUGAUGAACAAUUCAGUUGUAUAAACAAUGGAAGGCCUGAUAAAGAUUAUCAGAAAUUAAAGUGGAAACCAAAAGGGUGUAGUCUUCCAAGGUUGGAUGGACACAAAAUGUUGGAUUUGUUGAGAGGCAAGAGACUUGUUUUUGUUGGUGAUUCAAUCAAUAGGAAUAUGUGGGAAUCUCUUAUUUGCAUCCUUAGAAACUCUGUGAAAGAUAAAAGUAAAGUUUUUGAAGCAAAUGGAAGAGUACAUUUUAAAGGAGAAUCCUCUUAUUCAUUCAUAUUCAAGGAUUACAACUUCUCUGUCGAGCUUUUUGUAUCGCCGUUCUUAGUUCAGGAGUGGGAAAUGCUUGUCAAGAAUGGAACAAAGAAGGAAACACUUCGGCUCGAUUUGGUUGGUAGAUCUUCUAAUCAAUAUAAAGAUGCAGAUAUAAUCAUCUUCAACACUGGCCAUUGGUGGACUCAUGAUAAAACUUCUAAAGGCAAGGACUAUUACCAAGAAGGUAGUCAUGUGUAUAAUGAAUUGAAUGUUUUGGAGGCAUUUCGAAAGGCUAUAACAACCUGGAGCAGAUGGGUUGAUGCCAACAUAAAUACAUCCAAGUCUAUGGUCUUCUUCAGAGGCUAUUCUUCUUCUCACUUUAGUGGCGGGCAAUGGAAUUCAGGUGGACAAUGUAACAGUGAAAUCGUGCCAAUCAAGAACGAAAAAUACUUGAGGCAAUACCCUCCUAAGAUGAGAGUUUUGGAAAAGGUACUAAGGAAUAUGAAGACUCGUGUGACCUACUUAAAUGUCACGAAAAUGACAGAUUUCCGAAAAGACGGUCAUCCCUCUAUCUAUAGGAAGCAAAACCUAUCACCAGACGAAAGGAAAUCGCCGUUGAUGUACCAAGACUGCAGCCAUUGGUGCCUCCCUGGCGUUCCUGAUACAUGGAAUGAGAUACUCUAUGCGGAGCUUUUAAUGAAACAGUAUCAAUAUCGAAAUCAAAAUCAAAAUCAAAAUCAGCAUUGAUUAAAAGACGAGACCAUAGAGGUAAACUACCAAACUCAAGGCCACAUAUAUACAAUUUUUAUCCCUGCCAUAUUCAGGAAAGGGAAAUAAACAAACCAUAGAGAAAAAGACUCUUUUUUCCAAAUUUUUGUAAAGGUUAAAAAACUGUGUUAUUCAUACAAGUUGGUUAGUUAGGAAAAGAUAGAAUGUAAAGGGUGGUUAAGAUUGUUACUGUAAACCACCCUCUCUCCCUUUCAACAUAGUUUUCUUUCUUAAGGCAGAGUCCUAUUUAGUUUUUGUAUAAUGUAAACCAAUUUAUUCAGACAAACUGUUUAUUUAGCCAUCUCAGAUAUAUAUAGUGAAGUGAAGAUUACUUUGAAUAA
Messenger RNA from Medicago truncatula (barrel medic), 2187 nucleotides. Its product is annotated as protein trichome birefringence. Lineage: Eukaryota; Viridiplantae; Streptophyta; Magnoliopsida; Fabales; Fabaceae. Gene Ontology annotation, molecular function: O-acetyltransferase activity. The transcript is spliced from 5 exons. Gene Ontology annotation, cellular component: Golgi apparatus. The record is from RefSeq and is a predicted model, not a curated record. Bases 245 to 1825 code for a protein of 526 amino acids.